Mastomys coucha (southern multimammate mouse) is the source of this 1143-nucleotide messenger RNA. Its product is annotated as beta-1,4-galactosyltransferase 6-like. Bases 1 to 1143 code for a protein of 380 amino acids. The record is from RefSeq and is a predicted model, not a curated record. The transcript has a single exon. NCBI's taxonomy places the organism in Eukaryota, Metazoa, Chordata, Mammalia, Rodentia, Muridae. Gene Ontology annotation, biological process: carbohydrate metabolic process; glycosphingolipid biosynthetic process. Gene Ontology annotation, molecular function: UDP-galactose:glucosylceramide beta-1,4-galactosyltransferase activity.
AUGUCUGCGCUCAAGCGGAUGAUGCGGGUCUCCAAUUGCUCCCUGAUCGCUUUCAUCAUCUUCUCCAUCUCCGGGUCCUGUCUCUACUUCAUCUAUGUGGCUCCAGGCAUCGCCAACACGUACCUCUUUAUGGUACAAGCUAGAGGUAUCACACUGAGAGAGAAUGUGAAAACAAUUGGACACAUGAUCAGGCUGUAUACCAAUAAAAACACUACGUUCAAUGGAACAGAUUAUCCUGAAGGCAAUAAUACAAGUGACUAUCUUCUUCAAACAACAACAUAUCUUCCGCAAAACUUCACGUACUUACCACACCUCCCCUGUCCAGAGAAGCUGCCUUACAUGCAGGGAUUCCUCCGUGUCAAUGUGAGUGAGAUCAGUUUUGAAGAAGUCCAUCAGCUCUUCUCCAAGGACUCAGAGAUUGGGCCAAGAGGCCACUGGAGGCCCAAGGACUGCAAGCCCAGAUGGAAGGUGGCAGUUCUCAUCCCCUUCCGUAACCGCCAUGAACAUCUUCCAAUUUUUUUCCUGCACCUGAUCCCGAUGCUCCAGAAACAGCGGCUGGAAUUUGCCUUUUAUGUCAUCGAACAGACCGGCACACAACCAUUCAAUCGGGCUAUGCUCUUUAAUGUGGGUUUCAAAGAGGCCAUGAAAGACAGAGCUUGGGACUGUGUGAUCUUCCAUGACGUGGAUCAUCUGCCUGAAAAUGAUCGUAACUAUUACGGAUGCGGAGAGAUGCCACGGCACUUUGCAGCAAAGCUGGACAAGUACAUGUACAUUCUUCCGUAUAAGGAGUUCUUUGGUGGAGUGAGUGGCCUGACAGUGGAGCAAUUUAGGAAGAUCAAUGGUUUUCCCAAUGCCUUCUGGGGGUGGGGAGGAGAAGAUGAUGACCUUUGGAACAGAGUUCACUACGCUGGAUACAAUGUAACCCGGCCAGAGGGAGACUUGGGAAAAUACAUAUCUAUUCCUCAUCACCAUCGAAGAGAAGUACAGUUUUUAGGACGGUAUAAAUUACUUCGGUAUUCUAAGGAGCGUCAGUACAUCGAUGGGUUGAACAAUUUAUUAUACACGCCCAAAAUACUGGUUGAUAGGCUGUACACAAAUAUAUCUGUAAACCUCAUGCCAAAGUUAGCUCCAAUUGAAGACUAG